UGCACAAAACACUGCAUCCUGAUUCUGAAUUCGAGGCUUUCCUUCACAACUUUUCAAGCUUCUGAAAUUCCCCUAGGCUUAGCUUUUUCUGUUUGUCUAAACCAGCUUUUUCCUUAUCCAAACCACACAGAAAAGAGAUGGCAAACGAGCAGAUGAAGCCAGUUGCUACACUUCUUUUGGGGCUCAACUUCUGCAUGUAUGUCAUAGUUUUGGGCAUUGGUGCAUGGGCCAUGAACAGAGCAAUAGAUUAUGGUUUUAUUAUAGGUCAAGGAUUGGAACUUCCUGCUCAUUUUUCACCCAUACACUUCCCUAUGGGAAAUGCUGCCACUGGAUUCUUUGUCACAUUUGCUUUGAUUGCUGGAGUUGUAGGGGCUGGAUCACUGAUUUCAGGGCUUAAUCAUAUCCGUUCAUGGACUUCAGAGAGCUUGCCGUCUGCAGCUUCAGUUGCUGUCAUUGCAUGGUCUCUUACACUUCUUGCCAUGGGAUUUGCAUGCAAAGAGAUUGAACUUAACGUCAGAAAUGCCCGCCUGAAAACAAUGGAGGCUUUUCUGAUUAUCCUCUCAGCCACACAGCUUUUCUACAUAGCUGUUAUUUAUGCUGCUGCUGCAUCACCAAGGAGAUAAACUUCAUAUUAGUUGAUUGAAUGUGUUGAUGUGAUUGUCUAUUUUCCCCCCCUCGUCUCUUCUCCUUUUCUUACCUCCUUGAAUUAUUCAUUUUCUUUUUGUCCAUCUAAGUAUUCCCAUUUACAAACUUCAUUGUGGUUUGAUUUAUUUUUACAUGAUUGGAUUUGUAUUAUUUAAGUUGUGUACAAAAAAAAAUUGAAGAUGAAUAUAACUUGUAUUUUUUUA
Lotus japonicus is the source of this 848-nucleotide messenger RNA. Its product is annotated as membrane protein PM19L-like. The record is from RefSeq and is a predicted model, not a curated record. Bases 138 to 623 code for a protein of 161 amino acids. Lineage: Eukaryota; Viridiplantae; Streptophyta; Magnoliopsida; Fabales; Fabaceae. The transcript is spliced from 4 exons.